AUGAAUACCCGCCGCUACUUUCUUACACCAAUAUCACUUUGCCAUUCGAGCAUCGUUGUAUCUUUUCCAUCAAUUUCACCAUCAACAACAGCAGUAUCAGUAGGAGGAAGCAAUUAUGCAGGUGGAAAUAGAAACAGGUAUACUCGCGCUUCAAAUAUUCCUGACUCUUCAUUCUUGAUAAGAAUGGCAAUGAGAAUAUCAAGAGCAAAGUGGUUCAUUUUCCUAAGAAGAGUUUUCCAUUACCAAAAUGGAUAUUCAAGAUCUGAUCUUGGAUCGAACCCGUUCAAUUCAAUAACUUGGAUGAUGAUGGAGUGUAUAUCAUUAAGUAUCCAAAUAAUUCUGAGUGUAUAUACACUCUCUGUUUCAAAAGACGAGAAACCAGUUUGGCCAAUGAGGAUAUGGGCGUUUGGAUACGUCUUUGGCUGUAUACUUAGCGUCCUCCUGCUUUAUUCGCGCUACUGGGCAUUCUACAUAAGGCCACAAAGACAUGAUUCUGACACGGAGCAGCAAAGAAGCAGCCACGAUGAUCAAUCCAGGGCAUCGUCAUUACAUAUGAUAGAGAAAUUCAAGACUAGUAUGGAGCUAUUCUUUGCGAUAUGGUUCGUGAUGGGGAAUGUUUGGGUGUUUGAAUCGCGGUUAUUAAUGUCAUACCAUCGCGCUCCUAAACUUCACUUGCUCUGCAUUUCUCUCCUUACUUGGAAUGCAGUUACCUAUUCAUUCCCAUUCAUAUUGUUUCUAUUGCUCUGUUGCUGUGUCCCAAUGUUGAGCACAUUUCUAGGCUACAAUAUGAAUAUGGCAUCUGUAGAUAGAGGAGCUUCUGAUGAACAACUCUCCACUCUUCCAAGCUGGAAAUACAAAUCAGAAAUUGGAAACAAGGAAGAAGACCUCACAAAUUCUGCUCUGCAAAAUGAAAAUUCCGAAUGUUGUAUUUGUUUAGCCAAGUAUGGAGAUAAAGAAGAUAUUAGACAAUUGCCUUGUUCUCAUAUAUUUCAUCUCAAGUGUGUUGAUCAAUGGCUUAGAAUUAUAUCUUGUUGUCCUCUAUGCAAACAACAACUAGAGAGGUAAAGAUGCAACAAAGCUCCUCAUGAGCCUCAAUGUAUUUUUAUCCCUUUUUUAUGGAGAUGAAAUUUUCAUAUAUACCCAAUAUGUACUACAUUAUACACUUGAAAAACAGAAAAUGUAAUUACGAUUAACUAGAAAUAUGUGCAUUAUUAAG
Messenger RNA from Solanum verrucosum, 1216 nucleotides. Its product is annotated as E3 ubiquitin-protein ligase At4g11680-like. The transcript has 3 exons. The coding region runs from base 1 to 1065 and encodes 354 amino acids. Lineage: Eukaryota; Viridiplantae; Streptophyta; Magnoliopsida; Solanales; Solanaceae. The record is from RefSeq and is a predicted model, not a curated record.